CGCCGCCGCCGCCGCCGCCGCCGCCGCCGCCACCGCCGGCCCAUGACUGAGCCCCGCCGCCGCCGGCCGAGGAAUGGGCUCCGGGCUCUGGUAGGAAGCGCUGGGAGCGGGGGGCGCUUUUAAAACACCGAUCUGGGUUUUUAAAAAACCUCCUUUGAAAAAAUAAUGGCAAACUCGACGGGGAAGGCGCCUCCGGACGAGCGGAGAAAGGGACUCGCUUUCCUGGACGAGCUGCGGCAGUUCCACCACAGCAGAGGGUCGCCUUUUAAAAAAAUCCCUGCGGUGGGUGGGAAGGAGCUGGAUCUUCACGGUCUCUACACCAGAGUCACUACUUUAGGCGGAUUCGCGAAGGUCUCUGAGAAGAAUCAGUGGGGAGAAAUUGUUGAAGAGUUCAACUUUCCCAGAAGUUGUUCUAACGCUGCCUUUGCUUUAAAACAGUAUUACUUGCGUUACCUAGAAAAGUACGAGAAAGUUCAUCAUUUUGGGGAGGAUGAUGAUGAGGUACCACCAGGCAAUCCAAAGCCACAGCUUCCUAUUGGUGCAAUUCCAUCUUCCUACAAUUACCAGCAACACAGUGUGUCAGACUAUCUGCGUCAAAGUUAUGGGCUGUCUAUGGACUUUAAUUCGCCAAAUGAUUAUAAUAAAUUGGUGCUUUCACUGUUAUCUGGACUCCCAAAUGAAGUGGACUUUGCUAUUAAUGUAUGCACUCUCCUAUCAAAUGAAAGCAAGCACGUCAUGCAACUUGAAAAAGAUCCUAAAAUCAUCACUUUACUACUUGCUAAUGCCGGGGUGUUUGACGACACUUUAGGAUCCUUUUCCACUGUAUUUGGAGAAGAAUGGAAAGAGAAGACUGAUAGAGACUUUGUUAAGUUUUGGAAAGACAUCGUUGAUGAUAAUGAAGUUCGUGACCUCAUUUCUGACAGAAACAAGUCUCAUGAAGGAACAUCAGGAGAAUGGAUUUGGGAGUCUUUAUUUCAUCCACCUCGAAAGCUGGGCAUUAACGAUAUUGAAGGACAGCGGGUACUUCAGAUUGCAGUGAUUUUGCGAAAUCUUUCCUUUGAGGAGGGCAAUGUUAAGCUCUUGGCAGCUAAUCGUACCUGUCUUCGUUUCCUAUUACUUUCUGCACAUAGUCAUUUUAUUUCUUUAAGGCAAUUAGGCCUUGACACAUUAGGAAACAUUGCAGCUGAGCUUUUAUUGGACCCUGUUGAUUUCAAAACUACUCAUCUGAUGUUUCAUACUGUUACAAAAUGUCUAAUGUCAAGGGAUAGAUUUUUAAAGAUGAGAGGCAUGGAAAUUUUGGGAAAUCUUUGCAAAGCAGAAGAUAAUGGUGUUUUAAUUUGUGAAUAUGUGGAUCAGGAUUCAUAUAGAGAGAUCAUUUGUCAUCUCACUUUACCUGAUGUGCUGCUUGUAAUCUCAACACUCGAGGUGCUAUACAUGCUCACUGAAAUGGGAGAUGUUGCUUGCACAAAAAUUGCAAAAGUAGAAAAGAGCAUAGACAUGUUAGUGUGUCUGGUUUCUAUGGAUAUUCAGAUGUUUGGCCCUGAAGCACUAGCUGCGGUAAAACUCGUUGAACACCCAAGUUCUAGUCAUCAAAUUUUAUCUGAAAUUAGGCCACAAGCUAUAGAGCAAGUCCAAACCCAGACUCAUGUAGCAUCUACCCCAGCUUCCAGAGCAGUCGUAGCACAGCAUGUUGCUCCACCUCCAGGAAUAGUGGAAAUAGAUAGUGAGAAGUUUGCUUGUCAGUGGCUAAAUGCUCAUUUUGAAGUAAAUCCAGAUUGUUCUGUUUCUCGAGCAGAAAUGUAUUCUGAAUACCUCUCAACUUGCAGUAAAUUAGCUCGUGGUGGAAUCUUGACAUCAACUGGAUUUUAUAAAUGUCUUAGAACGGUCUUUCCGAAUCAUACAGUGAAGAGAGUGGAGGAUUCCAGUAACAACGGGCAGGCUCAUAUUCAUGUGGUAGGAGUAAAACGGAGGGCUAUCCCACUUCCCAUUCAGAUGUACUAUCAGCAGCAGCCAGUUACUACUUCUGUUGUUCGUGUUGAUUCUGUUCCGGAUGUAUCUCCCGCACCUUCACCUGCAGGAAUCCCUCAUGGAUCACAAACCAUAGGAAACCAUUUUCAGAGGACUCCUGUUCCCAACCAAUCUUCAAAUUUGACUGCAACACAAAUGUCUUUUCCAGUACAAGGUGUUCAUACUGUGGCACAAACUGUUUCAAGAAUUCCACCAAAUCCUUCAGUUCAUACCCACCAGCAACAAAAUGCUUCAGUGACUGUCAUUCAAAAUAAAGCUCCAAUUCCUUGUGAAGUAGUUAAGGCUACAGUUAUCCAGAAUUCCAUACCCCAGACAACAGUUCCUGUUAGCAUUGCUGUUGGAGGAGGACCUCCACAGAGUUCUGUGGUUCAGAAUCAUAGUACAGGGCCACAACCUGUUACAGUUGUGAAUUCUCAGACAUUGCUUCACCAUCCAUCUGUAAUUCCACAACAGUCUCCCUUACACACAGUGGUACCAGGACAGAUCCCUUCAGGCACUCCUGUUACAGUAAUUCAGCAAGCUGUCCCACAGAGUCAUAUAUUUGGCAGAGUACAGAACAUACCAGCUUGUACUUCUACAGUUUCACAGGGUCAACAGUUAAUCACCACAUCACCUCAACCUGUGCAAACUUCAUCUCAACAGACAUCAACUGGUAGCCAGUCACAAGAUACUGUUAUCAUAGCACCCCCACAGUACGUAACAACUCCUGCAUCCAAUAUUGUCUCAGCAACUUCAGUACAGAAUUUUCAGGUAACUACAGGACAAAUGGUUACCAUUGCUGGUGUCCCAAGUCCACAACCCUCAAGGGUAGGCUUUCAGAACAUUGCACCAAAACCUCUCCCUUCUCAGCAAAUUUCAUCAACAGUAGUACAGCAGCCUAUUCAACAACCACAGCAGCCAACCCAACAAAGUGUAGUAAUUGUAAGCCAGCCAGCUCAACAAGGUCAGACUUAUGCACCAGCCAUUCACCAAAUUGUUCUUGCUAAUCCAGCAGCUCUUCCAACUGGUCAGACAGUUCAGCUAACUGGACAACCUAGCAUAACUCCAUCAUCUUCACCAUCACCUGUCCCAGCUACUAAUAACCAAGUCCCUACUGCCAUGUCGUCUUCUUCCACCUCUCAAUCACAGGGACCACCCCCUACUGUCAGUCAAAUGUUAUCUGUGAAAAGACAGCAACAGCAGCAGCAUUCACCAGCACCCCCACCACAGCAGGUACAAGUACAAGUUCAGCAGCCCCAACAAGUACAGAUGCAAGUUCAACCUCAGCAGUCAAAUGCAGGAGUUGGUCAGCCUGCUUCUGGUGAGUCGAGUCUGAUUAAACAGCUUCUGCUUCCAAAACGUGGUCCUUCAACACCAGGUGGUAAGCUUAUUCUUCCAGCUCCACAGAUUCCUCCCCCUAAUAAUGCAAGAGCGCCUAGCCCUCAGGUGGUCUAUCAGGUGGCCAGUAACCAAGCCACAGGUUUUGGAGUGCAGGGGCAAACUCCAGCUCAGCAGCUAUUGGUUGGGCAGCAAAAUGUUCAGUUGGUCCAAAGUGCAAUGCCAUCCACAGGGGGAGUACAAACUGUGCCCAUUUCGAACUUACAAAUAUUGCCAGGCCCACUGAUCUCAAAUAGCCCAGCAACCAUUUUCCAAGGGACUUCUGGCAACCAGGUAACCAUAACAGUUGUGCCAAAUACAAGUUUUGCAACUGCAACCGUGAGUCAGGGAAAUGCAACUCAGCUCAUUGCUCCAGCAGGCAUUACCAUGAGCGGAACGCAACCAGGAGUUGGACUUCCAGUGCAAACACUUCCAGCCACUCAAGCAUCUCCUGCUGGACAAUCAUCCUGUACUACUGCUACUCCCCCAUUCAAAGGUGAUAAAAUAAUUUGCCAAAAGGAGGAGGAAGCAAAGGAAGCAACAGGUUUACAUGUUCACGAACGUAAAAUUGAAGUCAUGGAGAACCCGUCCUGCCGACGAGGAACCACAAACACCAGCAAUGGGGAUACAAAGGAAAAUGAAAUGCAGUUGGGAAGUCUUUUAAAUGGGAGAAAGUACAGUGACUCAAGUCUACCUCCUUCAAACUCAGGGAAGAUUCAAAGUGAGACUAAUCAGUGCUCACUAAUCAGUAAUGGGCCGUCAGUGGAAUUAGGUGAGAAUGGAGCAUCUGGAAAACAGAACUCAGAACAAAUAGACAUGCAGGAUAUCAAAAGUGAUUUGAAAAAACCGCUAGUUAAUGGAAUCUGUGAUUUUGAUAAAGGAGAUGGUUCUCAUUUAAGCAAAAACAUUCCAAAUCACAAAACUUCCAAUCAUGUAGGAAAUGGUGAGAUAUCUCCAGUGGAACCUCAAGGGACUUUAGACGUCACUCAGCAAGAUACUGCCAAAGGUGAUCAACUGGAAAGAAUUCCUAAUGGACCUGUAUUAACUUUGGGUGGUUCAUCAUCUGUGAGCAGUAUACAGGAGGCUUCAAAUAUGGCAACACAACAAUUUAGUGGUACUGAUUUUCCUAAUGGACCUCUAGCUUCCUGUUUGAAUUCAGAUGUGCCUCAGCAACGCCCAAGUGUAGUUGUCUCACCACAUUCUACAACCUCUGUUAUACAGGGACAUCAAAUCUUAGCAGUUCCCGACUCAGGAUCAAAAGUGUCCCCUUCUCCUGCCCUUUCAUCUGAUGUUCGGUCUACAAAUGGCACAGCAGAAUGCAAAACUGUAAAGAGGCCAGCAGAGGAUAAUGAUAGGGAAACAGUCACAGGAAUUCCAAAUAAAGUAGGAGUUAGAAUUGUUACAAUCAGUGACCCCAACAAUGCUGGCUGUAGUGCAACAAUGGUUGCUGUGCCAGCUGGAGCAGAUCCAAGCACUGUAGCUAAAGUAGCAAUAGAAAGUGCUGUUCAGCAAAAGCAACAGCAUCCACCAACAUACGUACAGAAUAUGGUCCCACAGCCAGAACCUUCUGUGACUACUGCCAACUCUGCUAGCCCAGUUCUGGCUUGAGUUUCUUCUGUAUGCUUACGGUGAUGACAGCAGAUAGAUGGCCAUUGUUGGCAUUAGUACCAAACCUAGGUGUGGGCAGCAGCCAAAUGGAAAGUACAAGAACAAAAGGAAGAGCCCUUUGCUUCAGAACAGUUAUUGCUCUUGCAGUUGCUGAUGGAUAUUACUAAUAUGCAUCUUUCUUCAUGUGAAUGAAUAAAGUUGCCUUCUUGAAGUUCAAAAAAAAAAAAAGGAUAAAGUUGGGCAGUGUGCUGUGGGGCAUAAUAAGAUUUUAAUUUAUAUAUUUAUAUUGUCUGAAUCUAAUUUAGAGUGACUAAACUGUGUAUUCUUUAGGGCAGGGGCCCCCAAUACCUGGGCCACGGACCAGUCCGUGGCCCAUUACGAACCAUGCCACGCAGCCGGAAGUGAGUGGCAGGUGAGCGAGUGAAGGUUCAUCUGUAUCUACUUAUAGCCGCUCCCCAUCACUCACAUUAUCUCCUGAGCUCUGUCUCCUGUCAGAUCAGUGGCAGCAUUAGAUUCUCAUAGGAGCACAAGCCCUAUCAUGAACUGUGCAUGUAAGGGAUCCAGGUUGUGCGCUCCUUAUGAGAAUCUAAUGCCUGACGAUCUGUCACUGUCUCCCAUCACCCCCAGAUGGGACCAUCUAGUUGCAGGAAAACAAGCUCAGGGCUCCCACUGAUUCUACAUUAUGGUGAGUUGUAUAAUUAUUUCAUUAUAUAUUACAAUAUAAUAAUAGAAAUAAAGUGCUCAAUAAGUAUAAUGUGCUUGAAUCACCCCAAAACCAUCUCCUCACUCCCUGGUCUGUGGAAAAAUUGUCUUCCAUGAAACCAGUCCCUGGUGCCAAAAAGGUUGGAGACUUCUGCUUUGAGGGACGUUAUAGACCUGGCAAUAAUUAAUCCUGAGAUGGAAAAUACUAUAUCAUUUUUCUUCAAACAUACUUCCACAUGUUGAGUUUUCCACUAAAACACAUUUUUUUCAAGUAGUGCAUGCAGUGUCGAGUACAUAGUAGACAUUCCCUAGUUAGAUUUUUUCCCCUUAUAUUUAAUAAUUUCCCAUUUUACCUUGAUUAUGUGCCUGUCUUUCCUCUUAGAGACCUUUACAAUCCUAAUAGUUAUAACAGACCAAAUUAGAGAGAAACUAUAUCACUAUGGAAUCGUUUCAUCAACACUCAUUUUUUUGUGCCCUUAAUCUUCCAUUGUGAUUGUAGUCAGUAAUAUCACAAUUACAAAGAAUGAACAAUAAUACUAGCUAAGGUGAGGAUAUGUGGUAGGGACUUUAUACUAAAGAAGUUUCUCAUUUAAUCCUCACACAACCUUAUUAGGUAAAAAUUAUAAAGAUGAGGACUCAAGAAGGCUAAUAACUUACCCAAGGUUACCAAAUAAUAUGAGGUGGUAUCAGGACAGAAACCUGGGUGUAUCUGAAACCAAAACUCAUGCUUUUAACCCAUUAACCUUUCUUCUCUCCACUAUUCUAGAAGAUUUCUUUAUAAAGCUCUAAAGCCCUUUUUAAAAAUCUAACAUAUUGAUGAUUUGAGCUGUUCUGUUAGAAGAUGUUCUAUUAAAUGAUCAUUUUAGGACAUUAGUGCUAAAACUCAUUGAUUAUUUGAGCUGUGAUGUUAAAGGAUGUUCUACUAAAUGAUAAUUUUAGGACGUUAAUGCUAAAAUGCUUUACCUAGCACAUUGGACAUAUAUGUAGUUAAGUCAGGCCAAACAAUCAAUACAUUUUGUUCCUAAUCUGAAAAAAUCUGUAUUAAUCUUCCUUACAUUCUCACAAAGAAUAUAGUUUAUUUAAAAUAGGUACAUUCUUUAUUUCUAAAACUGAUAUUUGCUUGUCUUGUAGAAAUUAAAAUCUUUGCAAAGGAAAAGAUGUAGCAUGCAUGGUAUCUAUGAGGAUGAGAAUAACAAAAACAGCAUUCUUAUAUAUAGCACUUGGCCCAGUGCCUGCUCCAUAUAUGGGCACUUGGUAAUGGGGAAGGUAUGCUUUAUCUUUAUAUAAAAGAUGAAGUAUCUGUUGGGGCUAAAUAUUUUUAACAGAAAAAAUAUUAACUGUUCAAGAUGGCAUUAUAAGUUUCUUUAGAAUAGAAGGCUGUUGGGCCUUCUGAAGAGCAUGCGAAAUAAGAGAAAGUCAUUUCCAUUAUUGCUCCUGUCCUUUAAAUUUCUUUCUUUUUUGGGUGGGGAAGACAGGGUCUCACUCUGUUGACCAGGCUAGAGUACACUGGUGCAAUCACAGCUCACUGCAGCCUUGACCUCCUUGGCUCGAGUAAUCCUUCCACCUCAGCCUCCCAAGACUGUAGCUGGGAGCACAGGCACGUACUGCCAUGCCCAACUAAUUUGUUUUAUUUUUUAUUUUUGUAGAGAUGGGAUCUCUCUAUGUUGCCCAGGCUGGUCUUAAACUUGUAGUAGACUCGAAUGAUUCUUCCGCCUUGGCCUCCCAAAGUGCUGGGAUUAUAGAUGUGAGCCACAGUAUUUAAAUUUCUUUAUAUACUCUUUUUUUUUUUUUUUUGAGAUGGAGUCUUACUCCGUCGUCCAGGUUGGAGUACAGCGGUGUGAUCUUGGCUCACUGCAACCUCUACCUCCUGAGUUCAAGUGAUUCUUCUGCCUCAGUCUCCUGAGUAGCUGGGAUUACAGGUGCCCACCACCAUGCCAAGCUGAAUUUUUGUAUUUUUAGUAGAGACUAGGUUUCACUGUGUUGGUCAGGCUGGUGUUGAACUCCUGACCUCAUGAUCUGCCCACCUCAGCCUCCCAAAGUGCUGGGAUUAUAGGCGUGGAGCCACUGUGCCCAGCCAAAUUUCUUUAUAUACUCUUUAAAGUUGCAUGUUAGACUUUGGAUUAAUACUGUUUUAUUCACUAUUUGAAUUGGUAGCUUAAAGGAGUAGAGGGUUUUAAAUGUGAUUUUUGGAGAAAACUUGUUAUUUUACAAUUUCAAGGGAGGUACUUGCACCCCAGUAAGGGAUUUCCAGACUUGAAGAAUGCUCAGGGCUGGAAAGAGUGCAGGGAAGUGUCCCUGCCAAGAAGGAACAACAAGUAAUCCUUUCUAAUGCCAUUAUAAUUCAUGUUUUUUCUUCUCAGUUUUGUUUCUUUCAUCCUCCAUUAAUCAGCUAUAUUAAUUUUAUUACAGAAAAAAAAACAGCAACAAGUAAAAAUAAUAUAUGUAAAAGUAAAUGAUAUAGCCAUUGAUUUUAUAUUUAAGUAGUAUUUAACUGGGCAGUUGAUACAAAUAUAAAAUAAGUUGUACCUAUUUCAGGGCACAUUUCUUUAUUGGUAUUUCAAAUGUAAUAAUUGCAAGUUGAAGCACAAUUUAUAGGAUAUUGUUUCCAGAAGCCCUGCCCUGUUCCACUUUCAUGAAUUGGUAUCUGUUGGAAACAUAUUGGCUAAAUGGCAUAUUAAAAAUUAAAAUGAAUUUACAAAAUGAAAGAAACUUAGAUAUAAAAACUUAAGACUUUUUUUUUCAGGAUCAUACAAAUGUGUGUUGAACACAAUCUGUCAGUUAUCUGUUAAUCCCAUAAUCUGAUAACAUGCCAAAUACUUAUGCAUAAAAAUACUUUACUUAAAGAUGUACAUAUUUAUGAUACUUAACAUAUGCCUUGCAUGAAUUCAGAAUGUGAAUCAUUUCUGAUAAUGGUACUGUGUAACAUGGAAUAUUGGUAUCUUACUGGUAAAGAGCUUGAGAAAGUUACUCGACCCAUCAGAAAGCAGAUUGGUAGCCUCAGGGGGCAGCAUUUAGUUGUAGCCAUAAAAGAACAGUAUAGCAAGACCCAUAAGAAUAUCAUUUAUGUUUUUCUAAGAGUACUGCUACUCAGAUUUGUAGACCAGUAGCAUAUUAUAAAAACUAGGGAAAGUAUUAUAUAACUUUUUUGUUUGUAUUUUAAUUUGUUCUUAUAAAGCAGGGUUGGCAUGUACUGAUGAUCUAAAUUUAUACUUAAUAAGAGGUAAAAACUUUUUAAGAAAAUGGAGGAAUAUUAGAGCUGAAAGGGUCUUUGAUAUUAUCUUAGCCAAAACUCCUACUUUUAAGAGUUGAAACAAAUUGCCCCCAUUCACAAAAAUUCUCUGUUUUCCAGUGAUUUCUAUUAAUGCCUUAAUUUUCUUCUCUAAAGACUUAUACGUUUAGCUAAAUGCAUCUCUGUCUCCCUCUCUCUUUUUAAAUAUUUUUAAAAUUAUUAUUAUACAAAGCCUCGCUCUGUUGCCUAGAGUGGAGUGCCAUGGUGCACUUCUGACUCACUAUAAUCUCUGCCUCUUGGGCUUAAGCAAUCCUCCCACCUCAGCCUCCUGAGUAGCUGACACUAUAGGUGCAUGCCACCACAGCUGCCUAAUUUUUGUAUUUUCUGUAGAGGCAAGGUUUCACCAUGUUGCCUAGGCUGGUCUCAAACUUUUGGGUUCAAGUAAGUGAUCCUUCUACCUUGGCCUCCCAAAGUGCUGGCAUUACAGGCAUGAGCCACCAUGUCUGGCCUAGCUAAAGGUAUCUCUUUUAUAUCACAGUCAGAGUAAAUACAAUUCUUGUUCCUUACAAGGGUUUUGGAAAGUGUCUUUCCUUCUCACUUCUUCUUUAGAAUGCUCUUUCCCGGUUCCUUCAAUUUUAGGUGUCAUGGUGUCUAGUUUAUUCACCAUCCUAUUUAUCUCAACCACAGAAGAUAGAGCUACUCAGGAGGCAGAGGUGGGAAGAUUGCUUGAGCCCAGGAGUUCAAGGCUGCAGUGAACUGUGAUCAUGCCAUUGCACUCCAGUCUGGGUGACAUAGCAAAAUUCUAUCUAAAAAAAGAAAAAGAAAGAAAGAAACCUUCCCCUUACAUUUUCCUUGCUCUUGCUCUUUAACCCCUCUUCCCACACUAUUUUCUCAGAAUCAGACUUUUUUUUUUUUUUUUUUUUUUUUUUUGAGAUGGAGUCUUGCACUGUCGCCCAGGCUAUGGUAGUACAGUGGCACAGUCUCUGCCUCCUGGGUUCAAGCAGUUCUCUUGCUUCAGCCUCUCAAGUAGCUGGGACUACAGGCAUGCACCAUCAUGCCCAACUAAUUUUUUUGUAUUUUUAGUAGAGACGGGGUUUCACCAUGUUUGCCAUGAUGGUCUUAAUCUCCUGACCUCAUGAUCUGCUCGUCUCGGCCUCACAAAGUACUAGGAUUACAGGGGUGAGCCACUGUGCACCUGGUCCAGAGUUUUUAUGGGUCUUAGAAUUUGCAGGUGAAUGGUUUUCAGAUUUAUUUUUCCAACAUUAACUUCUAUUGAUAGACAUUUUUAGUUGGUUCAUCUGUCAUUGUUCCCAAACUAAACUGAUCAUUUUUCCUCCAAAAUAUGUUUUCCUAUCAUUAUUGCCAUUUAUUAAGAAUCUCGAGUUAGGCUUUUCAUGUAUAGUUUCUCUAGUCUUCCCAGCAUCUCUUAAGUUAGUUUUUAUUACUUACACAAGAAAACUGAGGAUCAGAGAGGUUAAGCAGGUAGCCCAAGAUCACAUGGCUAGUUAAAAGUCUAAUUGAAAGUGUAAGUCCUGAUAUGUCAAGCUGGAAAAUCCUCAUCCUAUCUGUGUGACCUUUGUGCUGCCCUAAAAUAUUUUUGAUACAUGUAUAAGAGUGGGAACCUAUUAUAGAAACAUCAAUCUCAAAGUAGUUUUUUCCCUCAGAAUUGGGAACUUAGAAGUUCUUAUGACUUCCCAUUUCUGAUAGCUUUGUUUUUCAGCAUGUUAGUUUUCUUUCAUUUGUAUGUUAUAGUAGCCUUGUGUGCUUGCGAUUUAUCUAUUUUUUCCUAAAGAAAAUUACCAUGGCUUUUAAUCUUAAGUUCUCAGCAAUUUUAGCUUUCUGCUUGCCCACCUAUUUCCAGUACAGUCAAGUGCUACUUAAAGACAUUUCUGUCAAGGAUGGACCACAUAAUAUAAUGAUAAUCUCAGAAGAUUAUAAUAUCAUAUUUUCACUGUACUUUUUCUAUGUUUUGAUACACAAAUAUUUAACCAUUGUGUUACAGUUCCCUAUAGUACUCAGUACAAUAAUAUGCUAUACAGGUUUUAAGCCUAGGAGCAAUAGGGUAUUCCAUAUAGCCUAGGUAUGUAUAAAGCUAAAUCAUCUAGUUUUGUGGAAGUACGUUAUAUGGCAUUCACAGAACAACGAAAUGGGUCACCUAACGACCCAUUUCUCAAACAUAUUCCUGUCACUAAGCAAUGAAUAACUGUGUACCUUAUAAAGAACAAGUGUAUUUUGUGUUUUCCCAGGAUUUUAAUUUAUGACUUUUAAGCAGUUCCUCAAAAAUGAUAUACUACCAUUUCUAUAAGAAAUUUAAUAGUAGUUUUCCCCUUUGUGGUAUUUAAAAAAUAUAUAUUGCUUAAAAUUGAUUUAAGGCACAUUGUAAUUAUUAGUGUUUUUUUCUAAGAGAAAGGGAUGGGAUUUAUAGGUGACAGUGUGAGUCUCUAAAAAUAAAAAAUACAUAAUUGAGUAACCUCAAAAUCUAAAAUUGUUAAGCAGCUUGCUGCAAAUUAGUUAAUGUGAUAGAUUUAUAUGAUUACACCAUUUUUUGCUAACUAAAAUUUUCAUUGCUUUUUACCAUAUUGUUUCACUUUAUAUUCGUUACAAAAAUCUAAAAGGAAAUAUACAAAGAAGUAGUAAUUUGCAGUUGAUCUGUUUUUGUGAAGAAUUCACAUAAGUAAAUCCAGUGGGUACAUUUAUAGUAUAUA
Callithrix jacchus (white-tufted-ear marmoset) is the source of this 11628-nucleotide messenger RNA. It is a transcript of the gene ARID2, whose product is annotated as AT-rich interaction domain 2. Gene Ontology annotation, cellular component: SWI/SNF superfamily-type complex. Lineage: Eukaryota; Metazoa; Chordata; Mammalia; Primates; Cebidae. Gene Ontology annotation, molecular function: DNA binding. The record is from RefSeq and is a predicted model, not a curated record. Gene Ontology annotation, biological process: regulation of DNA-templated transcription.